CGAAAGUCCUUUUCAUACUACAAAAUACACCUCAUACAGUCUAAGUAUCAACAAUGUUCAUUGACGAAAUGAAAUUGACGGAAAAUGUUGUCCGUAAUUUCCGUGUUGCCAAAAUAUUCAGAGAAAAUACGGAUAAAAUCACAAGCAUAGACUUUUCUUCGAACGGUGAAACAUUGAUAUCUAGCAGUGAUGACGAUUCAAUUGUAAUAUACGACUGUCAAGGAGGGACACCGAAAAGGACACUGAACAGCAAAAAGUAUGGGGUUGAUCUGAUACGAUACACACACGCUGUAAACACAGCAUUACACAGUUCAACAAAAGUGGAUGAUACCAUCCGGUACUUAUCGUUACAUGACAAUAAAUACAUCAGGUAUUUUCCUGGACACACCAAAAAGGUAGUAUGUCUAAAUAUGUCGCCAAUAAAUGACACAUUUUUGUCCGGAUCUCUUGACAAGACCAUCAGAUUAUGGGACCUUAGGUCACAAAAUUGUCAGGGACAGAUGCAUUUACCAGGUCGGCCUGUGGCAACGUUUGAUCCUGAAGGUCUCAUCUUUGCAGCUGGUAUUAACUCGGAAUGUGUCAAACUAUAUGAUCUUAGGUCAUUUGAUAGGGGUCCAUUUGCAACCUUUAAACUACCACAAGACAAAGAUUGUGAUUGGACGGGGAUGAAGUUUAGUCCAGAUGGUAAAUUGAUUGUAGUUUCUACCAAUGGUCAGGUGAUACGUUUAAUUGACGCCUUCCAGGGAACUCCCUUACAGACUUUUGUGAUACCAUGCAGAAAGAAAGAAGUUGAUAAUGACCCAUUUGAGAGCUCCUAUACCAGAAUGGCUAAGAAUUACGUGGAAGGGGGACAUACAAACACCAAAGGUAUUCCAUUAGAGGUUUCAUUCAGUCCAGACUCCCAAUUUGUGUUCAGCGGAUCUACAGAUGGACGUGUCCACUGUUGGAAUACAGAAUCUGGCGCCAAGGUGGCAACGAUGAGUUGUGACCAUCCUGGUCCUGUACAGUGUGUCGGGUUUAACCCCAAAUUUAUGAUGUUAGCAACAGCAUGUACAAAUAUGGCCUUUUGGCUUCCUUACAUAGAUGAAUGAAUGUAUAACUCUCUGCAACAGGGAAUUACGUAUGAAGUGCAAUGGAGGAAUCAAAAUCAGCAGAUUUCACAUGUCCAUAAUAAAUGUGUGUACACAAGACGAUAUAUGCUGUGUUUCCAUGGUAUGUGUGUUUUACACAGAGGAUAUAUGCUGUGUCCAUGAUAGAAGUUUUACACAGUGUAAAUACUUAAAAGUGUAGUCAGUUGUUGUCAUACUUUAUUAGACAUAGUGAAAAGUGACAAAAUGAUAAUGCACUGAUGCUGCUGAAAAAUUGUACAGUUUAAGCAGAGGACAUUAUACCAUGAAUAAUAAUAAAAAAGACAGCUACAGCUGUAGAAAGAUCAGGAUGUGGAUAUUGUAUGAAAUAGGACAGAACUGUCAGUGGAAUUCAUCGUAAAAUAAUCAUUUUUGUCAUUGAUACAACAGUCUUUGGUUUAAGUCAUUAUUCUGUAUCUUCAAGGUAGCCAUGUGACAUUUGAAUUUUAUGCUUUAGGAUGUUGCAAUCGAUUUAUAUAAGCAACUUUCUUGGCACAAUCUCAUUAAGUAAGAAUUAUGUGCAGUCCGUACAAAAUGUAAUUUAAAGUUAGUGUAAUGCAUAUAAGUUUUGGAUUAGUUUGAAGACUGUGUCUUAUUGACUUAAACUUUAAUUGAAGUGCUACUCUGGUGUCAAAAAGAAAGAAAAUAAAAGAUGUAAACAAUGUACCCAGUCUUGGGUACAAAUUAUAUCAUAGAUCGGAAACAAUCAGUCUAACAACAGCUGGAAAAGCUAGUCUGUUGAACUAUAGAAUCAAGUCUUGAAAUUCAGCACUGGUGCUGAUUACUGGCUUCGGUUAUCAGAAUACACCUUUAAUACUGUAGUUUGAAAAGAUAUUGCACACUUAAGCUGGUAGAUUUUCAGGGUCCAUGGUUAACUUAUUUAAUCCCAAGCCUGAGGAAUGGCUAAAAUUCGUACUAAAAUUCAGUAUGUAAAUGUCAAAGGUCUCCUUUUAACAGUUUAUAAGUUGUUUUUUUCUUUUUAAAAUAGAAGUGACUUCUAUAUUGACAUUUUUAUGACAUUCAGUUUAAUACAAUUUUGUAAAAAAAAUGUAUCAUAAUAAAGAUAAAUACACUAAACUUGAAAACGU
Messenger RNA from Mercenaria mercenaria, 2215 nucleotides. RefSeq names its product WD repeat-containing protein 82-like. Bases 54 to 1091 code for a protein of 345 amino acids. Gene Ontology annotation, cellular component: Set1C/COMPASS complex. NCBI's taxonomy places the organism in Eukaryota, Metazoa, Mollusca, Bivalvia, Venerida, Veneridae. Gene Ontology annotation, molecular function: chromatin binding; protein binding. The transcript has 9 exons. The record is from RefSeq and is a predicted model, not a curated record.